Molecule: messenger RNA, 1223 nt
Organism: Drosophila bipectinata
Lineage: Eukaryota; Metazoa; Arthropoda; Insecta; Diptera; Drosophilidae
Source: RefSeq, a predicted model, not a curated record
AAUUUUACAAAAAAAAAUAUUUUGAGACAAGUAGGCCUUGUGAUCGGUAUUUGGAUCUGUCAAAUGGUAAAUCCUUACAUUGCUCGUAGCUUAGUUCAGUUUAGAUUUAUACUCGCUAGCGGUCGGAUAGAAAAUUUUCACUCCCAGCUCUGAGCUCUGAGGAAUAUAUUUUUAUAUCGGUUUUAUAUAACGUGUAAACGGGCGAGUUUCGUCGCGAUUUGUGUGGCGGAUAAAGUUUUUCGUGCGGAUAACUAAUUUCAAGUGAUUUUAUUUAUGGAUGCCAAACGUGGUAAUGCCCCCGGGGCACGCCAAGGCACCGGCUAUCAAGCAUCCAAGACUAGCAUGGCGUCACGCCAGCAGGGUGGUGGGGCAGCUGCCGUCGGACGCAAACCGGCCAGUGAGAUCAGCCUGACUCCCAGCCAGGCCAGGAACCCGGAUAACCCACGCAAGAGUCCCUUGGAUGCUCUGAGCCGCAGUGGCAUUGUACGCAGUCAGGAUCCCUUCCAACGCCGGUCCGGCUUGCAGGAUGUGGAUGAUGCCUUCUUGGCUUCCAAUGCUUUUGCGCGCCCACCCAGGGUGCGUCAUUCCGGGUUGGAAAGAGACGCCAUGCCGCAAGCAGCUGCCGGAGGUGGCGCUGCUGCCAGCCAGCAGCAGCAGCAGCAGGGAUCCGCUGCUGCAGUGGCUCCGAUACGCAUGUCUGCCGGGCAGGAUGCUGGCCAGCAGCAGAUGGACCAACAGCAGGUGCCGCCGCCACAACAGGUACCUCCUGCCUCACCGGCACCGUCGCAGCAGCAACAGCAGUACGCUCAGCAACCGGCUGCCGGGCAGCCUACUCGAUUGGAACCGCCACCAUCGGGACGUGCUCAUCCCCAGCACCAGCAUCAGGCCGGCUAUGAGCAACAACAGCAGCAACAACAAGAUUCACAGGCUCAGAACAAAUACCAACAACAAUCUCAUCAUCAUCAGCAACAACAACAACAACCAACACAGCAGCAACAACAAACCCCCCAACAAGGAUACGUAAAUAUAAGCAGAUUCGUUAGGGAAUUAUUAAAUAUAACAUAUCCUCGCCACACCCUCAGUCACCGGCAGGAGGAGCUCAGGCAGCUGGGGCAUCGUCAACUAACGGACUAGGAGCCGGAGCGGCAGGAGCUGGCAACGCUGCAGCACCCCGUGAGAGCGGAGGAGGAGCUGCGGCACCGCCCCCCGAGGCCGAAAUGUGC